AUGAAUUUUGUACUUCUUGCUUUGUUAGUCUCUGUAGCCUAUGGUAAGUCCAUUUACCUCAAAAUUGAUGUUUUUGUUAAUUGUACAUCUGUACUACAAUGUUUUUCAAUGUGUUUCUUCAAAGGUUUCGCUUGAUUUUUAUGAGAAAUCGUUUAUCUUAUCUUAAAUAAAAUUGUAUGGAGAUAAAUGUAAAAUAAUAUGUUUUAGCUGCUAAAUGUGAAUCUCCUCAACCAACAGUCAGUGGAUUCUCGACCACUGAUGGUUUCUUCCACUAUCAUACCUCAUAUAUCGUAGAAUUCUCUCUUCAAUGCUCAAACAAUCCAAAAGUAAGGAAUUUGUUAUCUUUUUGUUUUUAGAAGUUUUUGCUGAUUAUAGGGAAAUAGUAAUUUAAUACUUAGUUAUUGAACUAUAAAACUAUAAAUACCUUCUUGUGAGUUUCUGUAACAAGUUGCUGUUUUCAGGAAGUUCCACUGUAUGCCAAAAUCAACGGCAAGAUCAACCAAGUAGCUGUAUCUGAUGAAACAGGUAACUACCAAGUUUCGUGGUCGCUGCCAAACGAAGAAUCCUCAGCUCAGACCUUUAACGUUGAAGUCUACGACCAAGACCAAUACAACAAGUAUGUGAAGGCCAAAGGAGAAGGAGUAGAGCCAUCAUUCACUGUCAGCCACUACCACCCAGGAGUCACCAGAAACUGGCCCAUCUCUUCUGAAACUGUUGCUCUCUUGGUCGGAUUCUUGGGUAUCUACGCUAUCAUCAACUACAGAGCCGAUCUUAAGGCCUAA
Molecule: messenger RNA, 782 nt
Organism: Bursaphelenchus okinawaensis
Lineage: Eukaryota; Metazoa; Nematoda; Chromadorea; Rhabditida; Aphelenchoididae
Source: the annotation of a GenBank genome assembly